Messenger RNA from Camelina sativa (false flax), 1317 nucleotides. Lineage: Eukaryota; Viridiplantae; Streptophyta; Magnoliopsida; Brassicales; Brassicaceae. The record is from RefSeq and is a predicted model, not a curated record.
UCUUCCUCAUUUCCUGGAACUUUUGUUCUCCAUUUCUCUGUUUUAGUUUGAUUACUUUUUGUUGCUUCAUUCAACCAAAAAAACCAUUCCCUGUAGAUUUAUCUAUUUUACUUGAAUCCAUGCUGCUUCACCUAUUGUUUCUGGCUACUUAAUUAUGUGAUUUAAUAAAAAAAACAGCUUAGCAGAGGCAGAGCCAUUGCCUAGAGUUUUAAAGAUCCGAGUUGCAAAAUUUUCUCCAACAACAAGUAAUGACAAUGAGCAACAGUGGCAUUUCAGAGAAGAAACCUUUCAGGAUCUUUGUUGGUUAUGAUUCACGAGAAGAUCUUGCUUACCAAGUCUGCCAUCAUUCAAUCACCAAGAGAUCUUCAAUCCCUGUUGACAUCAUACCAAUUGUUCAGUCAGAUCUUAGAAAGAAAGGUCUGUACUGGAGAGAAACAGGUCAGUUAGAGAGCACUGAGUUCUCUUUCUCUCGUUUCUUGACUCCUCAUUUGUCGGAUUACCAAGGUUGGGCUAUGUUCAUCGAUUGCGAUUUCCUCUACCUUUCUGAUAUCAAGGAACUUACUGAUUUGAUCGAUGAUAAAUAUGCCAUCAUGUGUGUUCAACAUGAUUACACUCCUAAGGAGACCAGUAAGAUGGAUGGCGCGGUUCAAACUGUGUACCCGAGGAAGAACUGGUCUUCUAUGGUGCUUUACAAUUGUGGACAUCCUAAGAACAAGACCUUGACCCCUGAGAUUGUUAAUACUCAGACCGGUGCGUUUCUCCAUAGGUUCCAGUGGCUUGAGGAUGAAGAUAUUGGGUCUAUUCCUUUUGUGUGGAACUUCCUUGAAGGGCACAAUAGGGUUGUCGAGAACGAUCCAACCACGCAGCCUAAGGCGGUGCAUUACACUCGGGGAGGGCCUUGGUUCGAUGCUUGCAAGGAUUGCGAGUUUGCGGAUCUCUGGCUUAAUGAAUUGGAAGAGUACAGCAAAGAGAACAAGAAAGAAGCCGAUGACUCAAAUUAGAAAGAAUGAAGUAAGAAGAAGAAUAGGUAUGUUACUAUAUAUAUGUUGUUACUUGCAAACGAAUUAAUAGCGUUUCCCUAAAUAUUUCGGUGCAUGGGUUAUAUAUAUUGUUUUGGCUUUGUAUCAUUAGUCUUGUGGAGGGAUAUGCAAUUUUAUCUCAUUAAAUUCGUCAAACCAUUCUCAAAAAUAAUACCAAUAUUAAGGUCAUCAUGGUUCAUAAAUCAUAAUAAUCUUUUCGUUUGUUUGCUGUUGUACAUUUACUGGUAUUUUAUUUGUAAUUUCUCUCAUAUGAAUAAAUUAAGCAACUUAUUUGAUA